This is a messenger RNA of Pan troglodytes (chimpanzee), 4299 nucleotides long. RefSeq names its product zinc finger protein 25 (gene ZNF25). The record is from RefSeq and is a predicted model, not a curated record. Gene Ontology annotation, biological process: regulation of transcription by RNA polymerase II. Gene Ontology annotation, molecular function: RNA polymerase II cis-regulatory region sequence-specific DNA binding; DNA-binding transcription factor activity, RNA polymerase II-specific. The transcript is spliced from 7 exons. Gene Ontology annotation, cellular component: nucleus. Lineage: Eukaryota; Metazoa; Chordata; Mammalia; Primates; Hominidae. The coding region runs from base 793 to 2055 and encodes 420 amino acids.
GUCUUCUUUCUGGCAUUGGCGUUUUUUUGGUCUUACGCCCUAGGGUGGGGAGAGGACUCCGGUGCCUCCGGGUCUGGGCUGGGCCGCAAAGGGCGGGGCCUGGGCCCGGCGCGGGCCGGGAGCAGAGGCCGAGACCCUGCAGGUGUGUCGAAGGCUUUUGCGGGCGGGCAGGGCCUGGGAGGCGGGGUCUCGAGCCUGGAAGCCGCCUCCUGGCCCCGGAGCGGCCUCCGCGGAGGGCCCCGGGUGGGAGCCGCCUGGUGGGGAGGUUGGCUGGCUGCGCUGGCGCCCCUGCCCGGAAUGGCGUUUGCGCGACCUGCUUGAGGGGCGGCCAGAGGAGGCCUGCGGUGCUGGGCAGUGGGCGCCCGGAGCAGCCGCCUUGUGUGACGUGACCGGAGCCGCCAUGUGAGGCGCGCUGGCCGCUGCAGACGCGGCGCUCCAAAGCCGCAGGGACGUGGGCUCUGGUCCAUCGUCUGUAGGUGGUCCCAGUGCGGCUCGACGCGCAUCUGGCAAAUGAUGGGGGCCUUUGGGUACUGAAUAGGGUAAUAGAUGUAAAGUAUGAUACAGGACUCAAUAAAGGUGAUUCCUGGGGCUGCCAGCUAAGGUCCCUUAUGAUUUCUGCUCUGGCUUUGCAGUUUUCAGCCUUUCCCAAGAGCAGCAGAAAAUGAACAAGUUCCAGAAGAAUCCAUUGCCAAAUUCAAGGGACCCGUGACAUUAAAGGAUGUUAUUGUGGAAUUCACCAAGGAGGAAUGGAAGUUACUGACCCCUGCUCAGAGGACUCUGUAUAAAGAUGUGAUGCUGGAAAACUAUAGUCACCUGGUCUCAGUGGGUUACCAUGUGAAUAAGCCAAAUGCAGUCUUCAAGUUGAAGCAAGGAAAAGAGCCAUGGAUAUUAGAAGUAGAAUUUCCACAUCGGGGCUUCCCUGAAGACCUAUGGAGCAUUCAUGAUCUAGAAGCAAGAUACCAGGAAAGCCAAGCUGGAAAUUCAAGGAAUGGAGAACUCACAAAACAUCAGAAAACUCGUACCACAGAGAAAGCCUGUGAAUGUAAGGAAUGUGGGAAGUUCUUCUGCCAGAAGUCUGCCCUCAUAGUACAUCAGCAUACUCACUCAAAGGGCAAAUCCUAUGACUGUGAUAAAUGUGGGAAAUCUUUCUCUAAAAAUGAAGACCUCAUAAGACAUCAGAAAAUUCACACGAGAGAUAAAACCUAUGAGUGUAAAGAAUGUAAGAAAAUAUUUUACCACCUAUCAUCUCUCAGUAGACAUCUGAGAACCCAUGCAGGAGAGAAACCCUAUGAAUGUAAUCAGUGUGAAAAAUCCUUCUACCAGAAACCACAUCUCAUAGAACAUCAGAAAACACACACAGGGGAGAAACCUUUCGAAUGUACUGAAUGUGGGAAGUUCUUCUAUGUGAAGGCAUACCUCAUGGUACAUCAGAAAACACACACAGGGGAGAAACCCUAUGAGUGUAAGGAGUGUGGGAAAGCCUUUUCCCAGAAGUCACACCUCACAGUACAUCAGAGAAUGCACACAGGGGAGAAACCCUAUAAAUGUAAGGAAUGUGGGAAAUUCUUCUCUAGGAAUUCACACCUCAAAACUCAUCAGAGAACUCACACAGGAGAGAAACCCUAUGAAUGUAAGGAAUGUAGGAAAUGCUUCUACCAGAAGUCAGCCCUCACAGUACAUCAGCGAACUCACACAGGGGAGAAACCCUUUGAAUGUAAUAAAUGUGGGAAAACAUUUUACUAUAAAUCAGACCUCACUAAACAUCAGAGAAAACACACAGGGGAGAAGCCCUAUGAAUGCAUAGAAUGUGGCAAAUCUUUUGCUGUGAAUUCAGUCCUCAGAUUACAUCAAAGGACUCACACAGGAGAGAAGCCCUAUGCAUGCAAGGAAUGUGGGAAGUCCUUUUCUCAGAAGUCACAUUUUAUUAUACAUCAGAGAAAACACACAGGGGAGAAGCCCUAUGAGUGUCAGGAGUGUGGGGAAACCUUUAUCCAGAAGUCACAACUCACUGCACAUCAGAAGACACACACAAAGAAGAGGAAGGCUGAGAAGUAAGAUGAGUUGGGAAAUUCUCUUGACUGAAUCCUUCAAAACAAUCAGAUAAUUCACACAAGAGGUACACCUUAUGAAUCGCAUCAAUAGAGGGAAAUUUUCAGCUACAAUCUUUGCUCUCUCUGUGUAUCAGCAAAUACAUAGAUUCUGUACAUUUAUUUGGGAGAAAAUUUUAUCAUAUUUUAGGCUUUUCUAAAUAUUAGAUAAUAUAGAUGGCAGAAGUCAUGCAAAUUGUAAAACAGGAAGGAAACCUUUCAGAAGUCAUACUUUUGUUUUGCAACAUAGAAGUCACACAGGAGAAAAAUCCUGUAAGUAAAACGAAUGUCAAGACAUUUUCUGUCAGGGCAGCCAGCUGUAGACAUCCAAAAGCUCACAAAUGAGAAGCUCCUUGAGUAUCUAGAAAUCUCUUUACACAAUUGGAGCUCAUGUACUAGAGAAUUCAAAGGGAUAACUGCAAAGACACUGGUAUAUAGAAGCCUUUAUUAAGAAUUGAUGUUUCAUUCAAUUUCAGAUCACUGGUACUUGGAUAGAUAUUUUAAAUAUUUGGAAGGUGUUCAAUAAAAAUUCAAAUAAUUUGUACUGAGGGAAACAGUUAUACUACAAAUCAUGUUGCAGAUCUGAUGCCAAGAUUGCUCUGUUUUAAAAGGAAACCUGCAAAUGUCUGCAUAUAUGAAGCUUUUAAAAAGCACAAGUUAUCAGGCAACAUCAUUAAACAUACAUUAAAUGUCUGUUAGCAUAUAGGAUUUUGUGUGUAUGUGAGUGUGCUAUAACAUGUAACUUGCGGAUGUUCAGCGUGCAUGUGGAAUCCAUCCAUAAUGGUACAUAGCGAAAUAAUAUAAUCUUAGUUCAGUAACUAUUAUGUGUAUGAAGAUGUUGCACAUUAAGUCUCAGUAGUGACUCUGGUUGUUAAUAUUUGUAUUGUAAGUGUAAUAUUCCUUUUAAAUUAUAAGGCAUCUUUUUAUCCUUUUUUUGUGUUUGUAAAUGGAUAUAGACAGUGGUAAUAACUAAUCCUUCAAAAAUAAGUUAAAAUGUUUUUGUAAAAUUUUCAAAUGUCAGCCAAGUUUUGCAUUAGGGACACAUUUAUAUAUAGCAAAAGCCUGAGCUGUUUUUAAACAGCUAAAAACAGUAGUAUUUAUUACAAUCUCCACAAUGAAAACAAAUAGUGCAAUGUAAGAAAUAUUAUGUAUCUUACUGUUGAUGUGUGAGCAGGGAGCAGAGCUAUCUGCAUUUGUAUUUUGUGUGAGAGUCCUAAAUGUUCUUCACCAACUUUUUCUUCCUCAUAGAAGCAACAUGACAUAGUUAAGGGUGUGGACUCUGGGCUCCUGCUGCCUGGGCCCCGAUUCCAGCAUGGGGCAUGCUACUUAAUAUCUCUGUGCCUCAGUUCCCAUCCCAUAAAAGAGUAGUGAUAGUGACAACAUCUUAGGAUUGCUUUGAGGUCUAAAUGAGUUAACAUUUUCAAAGCACUUAGAAUAGUGUCUGAGACACAAGAGCUAUAUGUUAGAGGUUAUCAUCAUUAUUUGUAUUUUGUGAAUUACGCUGCAAAAAAAAAAAAAGAUGUUGGCUACCCAACAUUCAUCCCCCACCUUCUUGCUGCCAGUGCCUUGAUUUGGUUGUUUGUUUGUUUUCCUACAAGUGAUUUAGGGGCAGAUCCUGACUACACUAAGUCAGGGUUUGGCAAAUGACAGUCCAUCAGACAGAUCUGGCCCACUACCCAUUUUUGUAUCCUGCAAGCUAAGAAUGGUUUUAUAUUUCUAAAUGGUUGAAAGAAUCAAAGAAUAUUGUGACACAUGAAAAUUAUAUGAUAUUCAAAUUUCAGUGUCCAUAAAGUUUUGAAAACAUGAAUACAAACAAAAAACACCUAUUUAUGUUUGACCUGUGGCUGUCUUUGCACUACCCCAGCAGAGUUGAGUAGUUGUAGCAGACACCACAUGCCCUUGAGCCUAAGAUCUAGCACUUUACAAAGUAAGUUUUUCUGUUACUUAGAGCUGAAAAUAAAAGCAAUGUAGAGUUACGCUUUUAUAAGUAUUUCAUGUUUCAGAAAUGAUGCAUACAGCAAUUUGUAGGUGGGUGGUUUUUUGCAGUAUAUUUAUUUUGUGCAUUAUAUUUAUAUGUUAAGAGCCUGAGCUUAGAAGUAUUUUUUUCAAAGAAAUGUGUUUUUUACUUGCUAAAUUGUCAUAACAUCAAAACAAGAAAUUUCUUGAUGGAAUGUAGCAGUAAACAUAUGAAAUAAACAUUGUCUAAAUUAAA